UUCAAUAUAUAGGUCCAUCUAGAUAGAAUUUAGUGGUGGUCAGCUGUGACAAUCCGUAUCACACCUGAUUGUGGAGCGAGGUUAUGUAUGCGUGUAUGUACGUACAAUACAUACGACACAGCCAACGCGAGCGACGGAGAGCCUGUAAAAAUAGUGAAAAUUUAUUUGAAAUAUCCAAUGAAUUAUACGAACUGUUGGAAAAUUAACCCUUGCAUCAAACGAUGGCGCGAAAACAAGCCUUAUCUCAGGAUGUUGAAACAUUGUUUUGGCACAGAAGCCAAGUCUCGAGCUGAAACAAAGAAAAAAUGGCGCAGUGUCGUUGGACUCGAAAUUCACGCCCAAAUUCAAUCGAAUUCAAAGUUAUUUUCUGGUUCAAGCACCAUGUAUGGUUCCCCGAUAAACAGUAACGUUUCAUUCUUUGAUUGUGCUACACCGGGUACACUACCUGUACUGAAUAAAAGAUGCGUCGAAGCAGGAAUACUAACUGCUCUGGCGCUAUCCUGCAAAGUAAACGAAGUAUCAUUGUUUGAUAGAAAACAUUAUUUCUAUGCAGAUUUGCCAGCAGGAUAUCAAAUAACUCAGCAACGCCAAGCCUUGGCUAUAGAUGGAGAACUCAAUUUCCAAGUAUAUACACCGGGUAUUCAUCCACGACCCUACAGCAAAGUUUCUAAAAUCAAGCAGCUGCAACUGGAACAAGACAGUGGCAAAAGCUUACAUGAUUUAAUAGCAAAAAGAAGUUUGGUCGAUCUUAAUCGAGCAGGGAUACCACUGAUGGAAUUGGUAUUCGAGCCGGACUUAUCAGAUGGCGAAGAGGCUGCUGCGCUAGUCAAAGAGAUCGUACUCAUUCUGAAAAGAUUGGGGACGUGCUCCUGUAAAAUGGAAGAGGGUGCCCUUCGAGUUGACGCCAAUAUCUCUGUGAAUCGACCAGGGGAAAAAUUGGGCACGCGAACAGAAGUCAAGAACAUUGGAAGUAUUAGGUCAGUGGCAGCUGCUGUAAAGUUUGAAAUUGACAGACAGAUUAAAGAAAUUGAGAAUGGUGGUACAAUUAUUAAUGAAACAAGGUCAUGGGACACGGAAAUUCGCAAAACAGUUCCAAUGCGAGAUAAAGAAGAAAAGCAGGAUUAUCGUUUUAUGCCAGAACCAAAUCUUCCGCCAUUGCACGUACACGUCACUAAAGAAAUAAAAAAUAAGUAUGGAUUGGUUGAUGUUCCACUUCUGCAAGAAAGCCUUCCCGAGCUUCCAGAGGAAACACGAUACAAUCUUAAAAAUAAUUUUGGACUCGACUCAACUGCCGCCAUUAUACUUACUAAUGAAAACAAUUUGCUGAAUAUCUUCGAAGCUGUUGUCAAAGAAGACAGUAAACGAAAACCCAAGCUUGUAUCAAACAUAUUGAUCAACCAGUUACUAACGGUGGUCAACAGAAAAGCAUUAGAACUGGAUACUUGUAUUUUGAAUGCGCAACAUAUUGGUGAAUUGGUGGACAUGCUACAAAACAAAACAAUCAAUUUAACUACUGCCGAAAACGUACUGGAAGAGUACAUAACUGAAUCGUCGAUGACUCCUAAACAAAUUGUUGAGAAAAAUAAUUGGACUCAGAUCACAGAUGAACAUCAAUUAACUCAAAUAUGCAAAAAUAUACUGCUGCAGCGAGCUGAUGUUGUAAAAAAGUAUAAAGCUGGAAAGACAAAAGUUUUCAGAGCUCUGGUGGGUGCUGUAGCCCAGGAAACUAAAAAUCGUGCUGAUAUGGCCACUGUUGUAAAUAUAUUGAAAAAAUUGUUAGAUGAAUGAGACAUUGUUAGUUGAAUUUUUCUUGUCGUUACUGAAUUUUACAUCUUCUUAAACAACGUUUCAAAUAAAAUAAUUACUCUGCUAUGCAGGAAAAGUCGUAAGAAUUUAUUCUUUGAUUUAUUUUAAUAAAAAACGAGAGAGAGUGACUGAACAUGAGAAUGUAGUUUUCACAUGUUAUCUAAAUGAGAAAUACACGGGGAGACAUGUGAAUUGAGAGAGCGACCUUCGUUUCUUGACCUUAGGCCUUAUAUUUGUGGAUAGUCCUUUUGGGAAACACUGAAUUUUAAGAGGAGCAGCCGUUCAAAAAUUUUAAACUGUUCUUUUUUAAUGCUCUAUUGAACAAGCAAGAAUAUAUCGAACAUUUUAUCCUAUUAAAUUCCUCGACUAAGAAACAGUAUCCGUGAGGAAUAAUUUGGAGAAUUAGAAGACGAAUAUGGAAGCAAUAUUGAUUUCUAUUGCAAUAUAUUUAAGUAGUGUUCACGUUAGAAACAUCGGAAAUAUAAAAGACAUGUUGAAAUUUUAAUUGCAUUAUUCAUUAGAAGUACAAAAUCAUGUAGGAAAUAAAUAUAUGUUUGUGGUACAUUGUGGUAAUUUUGGAGACUAGAAAAUUCAGUCUCCCUGCAUAGUUAUAUUGUUGCUCGCAAAACGUUCGUGUGUAGUUUUAAUAGUUGAAGUAGUAAAACGAAACAAAAUAUGUACAGAUGGGUGGGACAGGAUUGUCUGUCCAUAUUUCCACAAAACAUGUCUGGGAGCUGUGUGCUAAAAUUACACAAGAUUUGGUAAAUUGUAAGCAGAUAAUCAUUUUCAUUAAAUCACAACAGUCCUGAAAGUACUUCUGAAUAAGCACAACAAUACACAACAAAUCGCAGGUUAAUCAAAUAAUCAUAAUAUGACAAAAAGGAUUUCAUUUCGAAUCCUGCGAUUGCCGUGCCUGUUACUUUUUUUUUUUAAACAUGAGUUACUAGUCAUCAUCAUUGGGAAUUGGAUUGCAUUUGAUUUCAGUUGGUUCAACCACUGUCAAGAUUUAAUCAUAAGCUUUGCUCUGGUGAGACGUUUGAUUUGUUCACUUAAUCAAGAAUAGUAUUUACCAGUAUCUGUGUAUUAAGAUCAAGUGCAAUUACCUGCAAUCAAGUAAAUGAAUAUGUAGAUGUUCGCAUUACCAUUAAAUAAAUACUAAUCACUGUGCUAGUUGGAAACAGGAUUUACUUUUUUUUUAAAUAAACCAUGUAUACUGAUUUACGCAAGCAUCGCAUAUCCGAAGCAUUUAUAUAUAAUUGUCAUUGAAAAUUGUGAAAUUUUGACAAAUGAUAUAUCUGCAUACAGUAAACUCUGUUAUUAUUUUUUUUUAUAAAGGCUAUACAGUUAUGGACUCAAGUUAUGCUGCUUCGAAUUUACAAGGAACCUAGCAUACAACUCGGCCCGAAUACUUUAAAACAAUAUAGUACAAUAAGCACAUAUUAAUUACUAUAAUACAGUACAAUGACGUAAUUGGACUUUUAACUAGUAAUUCCUAAUCGGUUAUACUACAAUACGUUAUUAUAUAACAAACCUUGUUAGAAACAACUACACUCGUUCAAUUUUUACAAUUGUUUACAAUAAUGUCACUAGAGAUAGAUAUACUGGACCAAUUCAUGCGAACCUGACAUAUAAAACCGUAUGGGUGAGAUAGAGCGAAAAUUUCAGCGGAUGGCUGACAAUUUACAAGCAGGAAAAAGCUGGUGCCACGUCAUUGGCAGAAUAGAGUUUGCUCUUGUGUUUAUGUUGCAAUCCUUGACUUGUUCCGCCGCACACGUUUUUAGUAACCUGAAGUCGUUCUCUCUCCUACGCAUAGAGUUUUCUUUGUCAGGUUCACACUACUGACCCAAUAUCAACCGUAGAUUGUUAAUCGUCAUACUCAAAACUUCUAGAUCUACUAAUAAAUUAUUAUAAGUCCGUGCGUGAGAAGUAGCAUAGAAAUUUUCAUUGGUUUUCUGUUACUUGUCUGGUUCUUGUUCAUAUUGAUAUAAUUGAUGAGCUACCGUGAAAUUUCAUGAUAUCAAAAUGAAUCUAAGUAUCUGUAUAUAUUUUUAGCAUUAGUUUGCAUGAAAAUCGAUGAAAGGUGUAAUUUUAAAUAAUGAAUAUUAUGAUUUGUAAUAUCAGAAUCUCAAGUUGAUGAACUACCAAGUCAAGUAUCAUUUCCUUUAUUCUGUAUCGAUUAUGAAAGGUUUCGUACAGAAGUUAAUUCUCAUUUAAUACUUGAAAUACCCAAUAAAAAGUCAUCCACAAAAUCAAGUUUUUCUUAAUCUAGCGAAACAAAUCUUCACACUAUUGGCCUGAGAUUAGCCAUUUUCUGUAUAAAAUUGUAUGUUCCUAACACACAGCAGAAGUUUGUA
Messenger RNA from Neodiprion fabricii, 4160 nucleotides. RefSeq names its product glutamyl-tRNA(Gln) amidotransferase subunit B, mitochondrial (gene GatB). Gene Ontology annotation, molecular function: glutaminyl-tRNA synthase (glutamine-hydrolyzing) activity. Bases 88 to 1788 code for a protein of 566 amino acids. The transcript is spliced from 10 exons. NCBI's taxonomy places the organism in Eukaryota, Metazoa, Arthropoda, Insecta, Hymenoptera, Diprionidae. The record is from RefSeq and is a predicted model, not a curated record. Gene Ontology annotation, biological process: glutaminyl-tRNAGln biosynthesis via transamidation; mitochondrial translation.